CACCCCAACUACGACGAGGAGGAGGAGGAGCACAAGUUCUUCCGCCGCAAGCGCCUCGGGGUCAUCAAGAACGUGUUGGCCGCCAGCCUGGCCGGGACCCUCACCUAUGGGGUGUACCUGGGCCUGCUGCAGAUGCAGCUGAUCCUGCACUACGACGAGACGUACCGGGAGGUGAAGUACAGCAACAUCCAACUGGAGGACAUCGACCGCAAGGUGCUGAUGGGCAUCAACGUCACCCCCAUCGCGGCGCUGCUCUAUACACCCGUGCUCAUCAGGUUUUUUGGCAUCAAGUGGGCCAUGUUCCUCGCAGUGGGUAUCUACGCCUUCUUCGUCUCCAGCAACUACUGGGAGCGCUACUACACGUUGGUGCCCUCAGCCGUGGCCAUUGGGGUGGCCAUCGUGCCCCUCUGGGCUUCCAUGGGCAACUACAUCACCAGGAUGGCCCAGAAGUACUACGAGCACGUCAACUACAAGGAGGAGCACGUGCAGAAGCAGCAGCGGGCACCACGAGGGGCCAGCGAUGCCUACAUCAUCAUCUUCCAGACCAUCUUCUACGCCUGUUUCCAUUUGAGCUUCGUCUGCGCUCAGAUGCCCAUGCUCUUCUUCCUCAACAACUACCUCUACCAGCUCAACCACACGCUCUUUGGGGUCAAGCACUGCGGGACCCUGAGCCAUGGCAUGCUGCCUGGCUUCAACACCACGGUGCUGCAGAGCCUGCCCCGGAGCAUCAACCUCAUCGUGGUGGAGAGCGUGCUGAUGGCGGCCGCCUUCCUCGCCAUGCUGGUG
Nestor notabilis (Kea) is the source of this 786-nucleotide messenger RNA. RefSeq names its product protein unc-93 homolog B1-like. The record is from RefSeq and is a predicted model, not a curated record. The transcript is spliced from 6 exons. Lineage: Eukaryota; Metazoa; Chordata; Aves; Psittaciformes; Psittacidae. Gene Ontology annotation, biological process: toll-like receptor 3 signaling pathway; intracellular protein transport; toll-like receptor signaling pathway. Gene Ontology annotation, molecular function: Toll-like receptor binding. The annotation marks the transcript as partial. Gene Ontology annotation, cellular component: endosome; lysosome.